UGAGAGAUCAGCACACACACACACAGAGUCAGUCUCUCUAUCUCUCUAACACACACACACACACACACACACACACUCAAAGACAACAGCACUGCUCCACUCUCAGGCUCUGACAUCUGCUCACUGUCGCGUCGCUUUUCAUAAAUCAGGAAGAAACACAGAUCAGUGUAAAGACUCUGGAAGCUGCGGUUUACACACAAGAGCCGAGACGUUGAAAAGAAAAUCAAAAGGUUGUGAAUUACUCAUGCCCCUGCACUGAAUUUCACUAAACAGUACUUCUUAAACAUUAUGGAGUCUGGAGAGAGAUUGCCACCGUCCAGCAACUCUCAAUCAUCCCUCAGCUCCUCUGCCCCACCUCCAGAUUCAUCACCAAACAUAACAAGCGAUAGUGGACAUCUGUUUCAGCUGGUUAGUGAUCCAGGGUUUAGAGCAUCUUUCCCCAUGUUGAGCCAUCCAGCAUUCAGGCUGUAUGCGCCUCUUUCUGGAUGUUCUGAUUUCAGAAGCCUGGGGAUUUUGGGAUUGCAGGGAGGCUUAAUGUCCCACCCACAACUUGGAUCAUUUCCAGACUGGUGGCGGGCAUCUGACGCACAACUUCAUGGAGCUGCUGCGCUGUUCCCUCCUCUCCUGGGCCUGCCUCCUCUAUUCACACCUCCAUCACUGAGCCAGUCACACAUUCCCAAGAAGAGCACACGGGGCUCUGCUAAAGGGUUCAAUGGUGCAGUCAGUGGAAAAGGCAAAGCAAAGUCUGCUUCCUCUGGAGCAAGCUCUACCUCCUCCUCACCCUCUCCAGCUUAUACAACUUCUGAACAGACCAGUACUCUCAAAUCAGGUCUGAAACCUCACAAGACCACCAAACCCCUCACCCUCAACCACUGCAAGACUGAACAGUCAACUACCAAUCCUCCAAACUGGAGCAGGAAGCAGGUCAAGACGGAUCAAGCCCAAGAGAAAUCCAGCCACAAAACUAAAGAGAAACUCUGUAUGACAGUGGCAGAAAUUUCCAGCAACAGUGAUAGCCAAUCAGCAUCCAGUUCUGACAGCUCUAGUGACACACUCAGCAGUUUGGGCUCCAUAGACCUGGAGAAUGAAGAUGAUGAUGAUGAGGGACUGAGUGUUUGCAGCAUAGACUCUGACUCUCAGAGAGGACAAAGAGGGAAUAGAAAGCUUAAGGACUCUACACAGAUGGACCAAGCUACAGGUUGCUUUUCUAGUACACCAGAUAUGUGCUCUGUGGACCUUUCACAAUGCCAGGCAGCUCCGUUACUCUUCCGAAGUUCAGAAACCAGAGAAGAGCACAACAAACACACCAGUGUCAUCCAGGCGACAGGAGUAGCAGGCAGCACCAAGGCUUUCUCACCCUCUUCACAAUCCAUCCAAGAUGCCUUGUCCAAACCUUUGUGUCUCACCGUGUCUCCCAAAACCUCCUCAUUAACGUCGUCUCCUAUACCUCUGUCUAUAUCCUCGUCUCCAAAGAAUCGGGCUGUCUCUGCAUCUCCAAAACCACAUACUCAUGCUCGCUGUCCAAAGUCAUCAUCUCUUUCCUCCUCUUCCAACACCUCUAACAUCACCCCCUCACCCAAAUCCUUGUACUUAAUAAAAGCCAAGAGUUUUCCAGACGACUCCCUUCUGCACAACAGUGACCUUAUUCAGCGCAAACAGGCAAAGGAACAUCAAGAAGCAAAUAAAUCCCUGAAGAAAAGUGUGUCAUCGUCCUCCUCGCUAUCACCUCAGAGUAGUCCUAAGCUCAAAUCCCCAAAUCUUCAACACUCCAACCUGUUUCUCACCUCCACCCUGCUGAAAAGCUCUCUACAUCAUAAUGGAGUUGUUCUGAGUACUGUGCAGGAUGCUCCCCUGGCACUUAUUACCAAACCUCGCUCUGACAGCUCUAAAACCCCAGAUAAGCCUUUACUAGCAUCCACUAGUCCCUGCUUUAAUACCCCCAUCAACUUGAGCACUGGAGCCAGACAGUCUUGCUCUGGGCCUCCUACCUCGGACCAAGCCUCCACACAGCGAGUGUCCCACAGGGUAAACACAGGGUCUCCUCAUCAGGGGAAAAUGUUUGGGGAAAUGGAGUCUGACAUUCCCAGCAGCAAAGACUCUGAUGAUUCUGGGGAAUAUGAGGAUGAUGAUGACGACGACGAAGAUUUAAGUGACAGUCUGUCAGGCUCUGGCAGUAACCUGGACACUGACUCCGAUAAUGAUGAAGAUGAUAUUAAAGAUGAUGAAAUGGAUAGUGACACAGAGAGUCACACAGAGAGCACGCCACUUAAACUUCCAAAAAGUCCAACCUCUUUGACAGAUUGUUCUUCUGGCAAGAUCGGCAGCUCUAGUUCACUUAACCUGCAAAUGCAUGACCCUGCUAAGAUUUUACAAACUAUGAACAAUUCGUGGGGUCUGACAUAUCACAACACCCCCCGCACCUCAUGUGUGACCACGCCCCCAGCGAAGAGAAGAAGAGUGACAGAUGAGCAAGCAGUGUGCAGGCCUCUCGAACAUGGGUGGAAAAGAGAGACCCGCAUCAGGAAUAUCUGUGGCCGUGUGCAAGGAGAAGUGGUCUACUAUGCUCCAUGUGGCAAAAAGUUCAAACAGUACCCAGAUGUUAUGAAGUACUUAUCAAGAAAUGGAAUAAGUGAGAUCACACGUGACCAUUUUAGCUUCAGUGCUAAAAUCAGGGUUGGCAACUUCUAUGAAGCUCGAGAAGGACCUGAGGGUUUGCAGUGGUGUUUGUUGAAAGAAGAUGAGAUUGAUACCUGUAUCUUGGCAAUGGAGACACAUAAAGGUCGUCCUAAGAGUCUGGAGCACCAGCGUACUAAUGAUCCCUUUCAUUCCUACCAAAGGAAAAGGAGAGCAGCUAGUGUGAGCGAGAGUGAUGUUGCUAAUGCUGCAUUGCUUAAACUACAGCGAAAACUGGAGGCACAGGAGAUUGCACGGCAGGCUGCUCAGAUGAAGAUGAUGCGAAAGCUGGAAAAAAGGGCUCUUGCACAAGCUGCAAAAGAGGCCAAAAGACAAAAAGCUCUGCUGGCAGCACAGGAAAAACGCAAGCAGAAAGAGCAGCUGAAGAUUCUAAAGCAACAGGAGAAGGUUAGGAGACUUGAACAAAUUCGUGUCGAGAAAGAGCUUCGAGCUCAGCAGAUACUCGAGGCAAAAAAGAAAAAGAAGGAGGAGGCCAUAAAUGCAAAAACAUUAGAAGCUGAGAAAAGAAUGAAGGAAAAGGAACUGCGCAGGCAACAAGCAUUCAUUCUUAAGCAACAGGAAUUGGAGAGACAUAGACUAGAAAUGGUAUGGGAGCGGGAGAGACGAAAGCAACACACAAUGCUGCUAAAAGUCAUGGAGGCCCGGAAAAGAGCAGAGGAACGAGAGCGUCUAAAGCAGGAAAAGCGAGAUGAGAAGCGUCUGAACAAAGUGCGCAAAUUGGAGCUCAGGCGGUUGGAGCUAGAGAUAGUUAAAGAGCUGAAUAAGCCCAAUGAAGACCUCUGUCUGCCAGAUCAUAAGGCUCUGCCUGAGCUAUCACGGUUACCAGGUCUUUUGUUGCCGGAUAGCUGUUUUGGGGACUGCCUGAUGGUGAUGCAGUUUAUGCGCUCUUUUGGGAAGGUGCUCCAUUUGGACCAAAGCACUAAGCUUCACACCCUUCACAUGCUACAGUCAGGACUCCUCAACGUGAGCCCCAGUGUAGCUCAGCUACAGGAUCUACUCAUUGGCUUGCUCUCUGCUGCAGUGUGUGAUCCAGGCUUUCCACCAGGAUCAAUGGCUAAAACUGCUCUUGGUGAGCAUGUGUCCAGUGUGGAGAUAAACCGGGAGAACAUGUCUGAGAUUUUGCAGAUCUACAUGGCUGCUCACUGCAGUCAGACAGAGCUCUCUCCGUUGGUAGAGAGUUUGAAGACAAAAGGCUUCCAGGCACACACCCCCACACAGAAAGCCUCCAUGUUGGCGUUCUUGGUCAACGAGUUGGCCAGUAGCAGGAGUGUGGUCGCGGAAAUUGACAAAAGUAUUGACCAUAUGACAAACCUACGUAGAGAAAAAUGUGUCAUUGAGAGUAGCCUUCGCAAACUGAGAAGCAGCUAUGCAACGCGUACUGAGAAGCGUGAUAGCAGUGUAGCAGGUGAAGAGAGCCAGGCUUUGGGAACACCUUCCACUGGUCACAAACGCAAGAAAAAAGCUGGAGGCAUUGAGGAAGAUGAUGAUGAGGAUGAUGACAGUAAUGAUCAAGGAGAGGAUGAUGAGGAGGAUGAAGAAGAUGGAGGGAAGAAACGCAAGAAAACUGAGACAUGUGAGGAAGAGGAGGAUGAGGAUCAAACAGCCAGUUUGGAAGAGCUGGAGAAGCAGAUAGAGAAAUUAACAAAGCAACAGCUUCUGAUUCGUCGUAAGCUCUUUGAGUCUUCACACUCUCUGCAGUCGAUGAUGCUAGGUCAGGAUCGCUAUAAAAGGCGCUACUGGGCCCUUCCUCAUUGCGGAGGCGUGUUUGUUGAGAGUACAGCAAGUAGAGAUGAGCCGCAAGAGCCUGAGAGGCUGCAGAGUGCUCAGUGGAUUUCAGUGAAAGAGGAACUCGCAGAGGUACCAACUAAGGAACCUUGUGACAGCCCACAGGCAAAACUUGAAAACUCUCUUCAGGAUCUAAAGCAAGAAAAUAGCUCUUUAAUCUGUUCCUGCAAAAACCAAGUUCAUUUUCCAAGCUCAGCAAAUUGCGAGGUCGCAAAGAAGUCCUGCACUGAUGCCCAAGGCGUAAUUUCUACUGCUCCCCACUUACUUACAAACACUUCAACAAUGUUACCCAACACCAUUUCUACUAACUUAAACCAAGAAAUUAAAUCUAAGGACAGCACUCUUCCACUAGGCUCUGCCCACAAUGCCAACCAGCAAUAUUACCUACAUGGUGACCAACUUUAUAAGACUUUGUCAGAGAAACAUGCUCACUGGUUCAGUCUGCUGCCACGUUCACCGUGUGAUGAGUUUUCUAUGACAGCCAGUUCUACAAAUCCAUCAUCCUGCAGUGGCAAAGCCUCAACACCUGCCACGGAGAACAGCACGACCCAGUCCACCUCUGCUUUUUCUUCCACCAACAGCCAGAACAUCAACUGUUCUGUCAGCCCCUCUGCUACUGCAACAGUCACUAACUUUUUAAUAGAAGGACUUCAGAUGAAGCACAUGGGGUUGCCAUUCUCCCUCUGGCCAACUGAAAUGAUUAGUCCAAAUAUGACCUUCAAUGGCAUGUACUUGUCACCAAAACCUGGGAACCCUGACCUUACCCCCAGUGUUUCCACCAAUAAAAGUGAGUCCCCAGUACCAUUGUGUGAGAAAUCACCUGCAUUAGAAAUGGCUAAAAGUCAGGACCUUCCCGCCCCACAACCUAUUCCACAAGAGAUGCUCACCGGGUGGUGGAAAGUGUCCAGCUCCGAGUUAAACCAUGUAGCAAAUGCUUGUCACCCUCGUGGGAUCAGAGAGAGAGUCCUACAGAAACAAAUCCAAAAACACAUGGAGUACCUCACUCAAGUCUGUGCAAAGAACAAAGAUGCUGCAGUGAUUAAUGUAUGUGAGCUGGAGCAGAGCCAGGUGUGUGAGGAGACUGUGCAGAGAUGGUGUGUUGAGGAGCAUGCCAUGGACAUGGAUAUUGCUGUUCUGCAACAGGUGGAGGAGCUAGAGCGCAGGGUCACCUCUUCCAGUCUACAAGUAAAAGGCUGGAUGCCCACAGAGCCACAGUCUGAGAGGGAAGACCUGCUUUAUUAUGAGCACAAGGCAGUGGUCCAAAAUGAAAGCACAGACAUUGUGCGACAUGCCAAUAACCCACUGGACAUAGCAGUGGCACAUUUAUUCGAGCUGGAGCGAAACAUCGAAAGAAGGUACCUGAAGAGUCCCUUAAGCAGCACCAUCCAGAUUACUGUGGAUAACCGGGGUGCGGUUAGCAUACCAGCUCCUGCAACAGCAACUAGUUCUGAAUGUGAUGGAGGUGUAGAAGACGUGGCUCCAGGGAUGAAGCUGUGGAGGAAAGCACUGAGCGAAGUGCGUAGUGGUGCCCAGCUUUCACUCUGCCUGCAGAAGUUACAGCGUUCUAUUGCAUGGGAAAGAUCUAUCAUGAAAGUGUACUGCCAGUUAUGCCAGAAGGGGGACAAUGACGAGCUGCUGCUGUUGUGUGAUGGCUGUGAUAAAGGAUGCCACACGUACUGCCAUAAUCCCAAAAUCACUACCAUCCCUGAGGGAGAUUGGUUCUGCCCUGCCUGCAUAGCCAAGGCGAAUGACUCACCUCAGAAGAGUAAGAAACAGUCUAGUCGAAACAGUGGAGGGGGUGAAAAACUGUCAGGAGCCAAACGCAGCAAGAAAGCCUGUGUGACAGGAGAGGGCUCUGAGAAUGACACAGGCAGCAGCAGUGCCAGUAGCACACCCAAGAAAGUAGGAAAGGAAGCAAGAAAGAGAAAAUUAGAGGACAACCUUUCCACCAGCACCUCUAAGCAGGAGAGUGCAACACAACUUAAAAAUCCUCAAACCACUCGAGACAACAGUAAAGACCUGGAGCUCUGCAGAUUGCUUUUGACAGAGCUGCAAACUCAUCAGGACGCCUGGCCAUUUAUGAAUCCUGUCAAUCCCAAAUCAGUCCCUGGAUACCGCAAAGUCAUCAAGAAACCGAUGGACUUCUCCACCAUUCGGGAGAAACUUUCCAACAGCCAGUACCUGAAUUUGGAGACAUUUAUCAUUGAUGUUAACUUGGUUUUUGAGAACUGUGAAAAGUUCAAUGAGGAUAACUCUGAAAUUGGACGGGCAGGACACAGUAUGAGGAGAUUUUUUCAGCGAAGAUGGACUGAGCUCUUGAAACAAAUAUACUAGACCUGGCUGAAAUCCUGGAAUAGAAUCGACUACUGCUGCUUUAAAUUUGUAAACAAAGCAAGCCUUCUUUUUUUUUUUUUUUCUUUUUCUUUUUUCCCCUUAAUGUAUCAGUUACCCACUCACUUCAGUGGUUUUCUUCAUAAGCCAAAAAUGCAAGCAGUUCAACAAGUCCUCCUGUUGAUGUAGUGUGGUGUAACAGUAAUCCAGAAUGUUUCUGAUCAUUUGGGGUGUCUGUUCAAGUGCAAUACAAAUUCUGUUUAUUUACAGAACUUUUAUUAUUUACAGCUCGGACUGACAAAAAAAAAAAAAAAACCACUCUGUAAAUUAUACUUGAUGUUUCUUUUUUUAAUAUAAACUUUGCUAUUAUAGUGAAUGUAUUGUAUUUAUUUUUUUGGUUAUAUUUAUAAUUAAGUUGGUAUUCUUUUUCUAUGAAAAGGAAGAACAUUUUAAAAAUGCAUUAAAGCAUUUUUGCUGAAAUAUAUUAUGAAAUAUAUAUUUAAAAUUGUUUACACUGUUAGGUGCUUUAAUGGUACCAGGAAACACAUCACAGUAUUGCUGUAAAACUGAAUUAGCAAAAAAAUAAUGUUUUGACCAUUGAAGAACAGAGACUAUUAGAUGUCUGUGUACAUAGUGUCUACAUGUCUAACAGUAUGUGUGUGAUAUUUUGCAAA
This is a messenger RNA of Silurus meridionalis, 7484 nucleotides long. Its product is annotated as bromodomain adjacent to zinc finger domain protein 2B. Gene Ontology annotation, molecular function: DNA binding; protein binding. Lineage: Eukaryota; Metazoa; Chordata; Actinopteri; Siluriformes; Siluridae. The record is from RefSeq and is a predicted model, not a curated record.